CCAGGCACAAUGGGCUUUCACAUUGGCGGCAAUACAGAGUUCGAAUCCUACUCAACAGUCUAUAGAGAGAGGAGGUUCUUCUUCGGCGGCCAUGGCGUAAAAUUGAAGCUUAAAUCUACUUCUCUGUGUUGGUUUUCUCCGUUCCAAAAGCGAAAUCUGUAGCAAAAUUGGAGAUGCAGUUGAGACCCUCCGAUGGACAGAGAGGCUAAUCUUCCGGUUAAACCUCCGAAGAGUCUCUUCCGCUCCACCUUAAACCAGGAUUCAUCAUCGUCAUCCUCUCCCGAACUUCUACGGCAUCUUCAAGCCGCUUUCAAGCGUCAUCGUCCUCUCAAUAAAAUGAAGACCACUAUUGGGCCUCGGAGAUGUGUUGUUCCGCAACGACAGCCUUCAAAGAGUUCUUCUACAUCUGAAGAAGGGCAGAGACCUCAAGAUGUUGUUUCGUUGAGUCACAGUCUUGCUGCCAAUACGUUGACACAUUUUGUUACUAGAUAAUCUUCAGGAUCUAUUGAUGAUAUGUUUGGCGAGAAUUUCAACCCAUCAGACAGGCAGAUUGAUUUGCGGAAACCUGCUCUUGUUACUAGUAGUUCAGAAACCAUUUUGAACGAAAAUGUCAACAGAAAGGUUCAGUCUCUCGUUGGCAGCAUAACCCUCACUUCUCAUGAUAUGGAAUGGGAUACCACAAGUCAGGCUGAGGCAUCGAAUCUUGGUGCUUGUACUAGAUCAAAACAUCAGAAUCUCCAAUCUGUUGAUUCCGAGGCCAGUUUGAAAUCUGAAUACAAGGCUUCAUCUUCGUUGGCAAAGGUGCAGGGCCAGAUGGGAGAAUUUCGCAACUUCUUGAACCAACCUGCAUCUCAAUGUUCUGCCAUGGGGUCAUCAUGUGCCACCACUACGUCAAUUCGUUCGUCUUCAGCUCCUAUGUUAAAUGCGACUACCCAAGUCUCUCGUUGUUAUGCUGAGUCUGUUCCAAAUGCAAAUUCCCAUGCUGUCUCAAGUCAAGGGAACUUGCCUUCUUUGUGUCCUUCUUCCAAGGAUAGCAACAUUCUGCAUGCUAAUAAAGAUGCCCUUUUAUCUGAGAUGCCAUCCUCAGCUAUUGAUCCAGAAGUAAGAGUCAAAGAGACAGGCAUGUCUAAGCAGCAACAGUGCACUAUAGAACUUGAAGCUCCUGUAGUAUCUUCCAGUCAUGGUACUGACGGAACAGCUAAGCCUCCUCUGCCCGAUGAGUUGCUUACCAGUGUUAGCUCACAGCCGCAAAAACCAGAUAAGGUUGCAAGUAGCAAAGGGACAUCAGCUCCUCGUAAAAGAAACUAUGAUCCAGACUUGUUCUUUAAAGUCAAUGGGAAACUCUACCAGAGGCUUGGCAAGAUAGGAAGCGGAGGAAGUAGUGAAGUCCACAAGGUUAUUUCAUCAGAUUGUACCAUAUAUGCGCUCAAGAAAAUUAAGCUCAAGGGUCGUGACUAUGCUACGGCAUAUGGAUUUUGCCAGGAGAUUGGGUAUCUAAAGAAGCUGAAAGGCAAAACCAACAUCAUUCAGCUAAUAGACUGCGAGGUUACAGACAAGUGUUUGCUCCAGGAGGUUUUGAAUGGCACAAUGAGUAACAAAGGUGCAAGAGUGAAGGACGAUGGAUCUAUAUAUAUGGUACUAGAAUAUGGAGAAAUCGAUCUGGCUCAAAUGUUGUCUCAAAAGUGGAAGGAAAUCGAAGGAUCUGACCGGACAAUUGAUGAAAAUUGGCUUCGGUUCUACUGGCAGCAAAUACUUCAAGCUGUGAACAUCAUACAUGAUGAACGCAUUGUGCACUCUGAUUUGAAACCCGCGAACUUCCUUCUUGUCAGAGGCUUCUUAAAGCUUAUCGAUUUUGGUAUUGCAAAGGCGAUUAAUAGCGACACCACAAAUAUUCAACGAGAUUCACAGGUGGGGACGUUGAGCUACAUGUCACCAGAAGCAUUCAUGUGCAACGAGAGCGAUGUAAAUGGAAACACAAUAAAAUGUGGAAGGCCAUCAGAUAUAUGGUCACUUGGUUGCAUACUAUACCAAAUGGUCUAUGGAAGAACACCUUUUGCAGAAUACAAGACCUUCUGGGCAAAGUUCAAAGUCAUAACUGAUCAAAACCAUGAGAUCACUUACAACCAACUCUCUAACCCAUGGCUCGUCGACCUGAUGACGAAAUGUCUAGCUUGGGACCGUAACCAAAGAUGGAGAAUCCCUGAGCUCCUCCAGCAUCCAUUCCUUGCCCCUCCUAUCCCACUGGAGCCUCGAGUCAGCAUCAGCAUUCAACUGCUCAGUCACAUAGCUACAUCUUUUGGUAGUGAUGACAGGGUUUCAGAGCUUUGUGCUCAACUCCAGGAACGGUUACGUGUUCUUGAAGGAGAUUAA
Messenger RNA from Raphanus sativus (radish), 2370 nucleotides. Its product is annotated as serine/threonine-protein kinase MPS1-like. The record is from RefSeq and is a predicted model, not a curated record. Lineage: Eukaryota; Viridiplantae; Streptophyta; Magnoliopsida; Brassicales; Brassicaceae. Gene Ontology annotation, cellular component: nucleus; kinetochore; spindle. Gene Ontology annotation, biological process: chromosome segregation; meiotic spindle assembly checkpoint signaling; protein localization to kinetochore. The transcript has 6 exons. Gene Ontology annotation, molecular function: ATP binding; protein serine/threonine kinase activity; protein serine/threonine/tyrosine kinase activity.